Phascolarctos cinereus (koala) is the source of this 2445-nucleotide messenger RNA. Lineage: Eukaryota; Metazoa; Chordata; Mammalia; Diprotodontia; Phascolarctidae. The record is from RefSeq and is a predicted model, not a curated record.
GGCAUGGCAGUACUGACUAGUGGGCCCCUGACACCUGACUCCACUGUCAGUCCUAUGGAUUCAACAGAGCCCACCAGCAUGCCCAUGACUGGCUCUACUGCGAGAGAUUCCAUUUUAGACACUGCAACAGAGACUCUGGAGACUCUGCGAGGUACGACAACCACUCAGGCCCCCCUCCUCACUGUAACAAGUGGACUUAGGCCUCAGACACACAGGAGAACCAUGUUCUCUCCCACAGAAGCCUCAACUCCACCUGAAACGUCUUCUGGAGUCACCAUGGGCAUGGCAAGCCCCACAUUCUCCAUGACUCCAGCAGAGCCCACAGCCAGCACAGGCUCCAGUGGUCCCUUAAAGAUCAGCCCAGCUGGGACAAUUUCUUCUACAUUUCCUGCAGACACACCUGUAUCAGAAACAUCCCUUAGGGAGAGUCCCAGCACCACCCUGACUCCAUGGCCCACUCCAAUUGCUUCUUUUCAUACUGCUGUCUCAGCUUCAGAAAUGGGAAUCAGCUCCAUUUUGCCCCUGUCCUCAACUCCUACAGCCAUCAGUGCUACAGAAACCAGGCCGAGCCCAGAGCUGCCUUUGAGAGAGACCACACCAGAGAAGCAGGAUGCUCAGACAGGAAUGGAGCCAGGCUCAGCUAACCUGUCCUCCACUGCCGUUCCCAGCAUCAUCCCAACAUCUGCUGGAGGAGACACAAGCACUUUGUUGGUGUCUACAGAAGGACCAGAAGGUCAAACUGUUUCCAGCACCUUCCCAGAGAACACAGACGCCUCUGCAAGCACUUACAGAGAACACAAGUACUCCCCAAGCACAGGAGUAACUCUCUGGCCUGACAGGGCUUCCCCGUCUUCUCUGCCAGCCUAACUGAAGGAACCAGCUACUCCAGGACUGUCCCCUCGACCUCUUUGGUGAGCAUGACAAGCAUUGGCAUAACUGGAGCUCAGACAAGCCCAGCUCUACCUCCUACCCCAGGGCCCACAGAGUCUACACCUCCCAAGGGGGGCACUCCCUCUGUCACACCAAUGACUGAAUUUAGAACCAAGCACCGUGAACAAUUACAGAGCAGUUUGGCCUCCAGCAGCCCCCCAGUGCAGGAGACCAGCAGACCAGGUAGCCCUACAGCAUCACAUACAAGUACACUCAGCCCAGGGAAGUUUCGUCCUGCUGAGAACACAGCUAACCUUGUGUCAAGUCCUGUGGGAGAGUCUAGCUCAGAGCCAGCUGCCUACACCACUCCUUCCCACACCCCAGGUACUACAGAGACUAGGCCUGGAACAGACUUGUUCUUGGUAUUAACCACACUAGCACCUGUUGUCUCCAUCACCAGGAUCUCUCGGGCUUUGCCUAGAACAAGAAUGGGACGUUCCCUGGUCCUCAAUCUUAGCCAAAGCCACAGCUCUCACCAUCAGUGGGGCAGAUACCACUCCCUACAUGGUCAAGGACAGUGUCUCCUUCAACUCGAAUAACUUCAUCUGGGGUCACCUUUAAGGCUGAGGACGAGCUCAGCUGUCCUUCUGUCUAUGACCACAAGUCUGACCCUCGGCACUAAAUAGGUCACUCUUAGCCCUGAGCUCCCAAGUACGGUGGCAGAGAGUGGCACAGAUGCCACACUGACCACUUCUGACCACUCCCUCUCCUAAAGAUCCAGUGUUGUCAGACAGCACUCCUAGAGGCUCAUCGGUCACCUCUGCUGGCUUGAUUCUCCUAGAGAAAAUGGCUAAGUAUUCCACAUGUAGGCCUAGAGAAAACCUCAGAGCUCUCCCUAACCACCUUAGUCAUAGAGGCCAGCAUUGGUUUAACAGUCAAGAUGACUAGAGACAUCUCUGCAGUUCUUCCAAGAUUCAGCAGCAAAACUGGAGUGAGACCUUCAGUUUCUCCUAGUUCUAGUUUAGGAGAGAUUUGAGUAAGUUCUGAGGUUCAGACUCCCAGAGAGGAAAGCUCUUCCAUCCAGGUGGCCUAUGGUCGCCACAGUGACUCCUGUCCAUGUCGGAUCAGGUACAAGUCUGGCUGCUAUGACCUGGGCUGAGCUAUCUGAGACUCAAAGUCUAGUGAUCACUCAAAUUUUAUAGGAGAGCGACACGGAAUCUUUAUUGUCUCUUAUUACAGAUGAAGUCCCUGGAGCAGAGCCCAUUAACAGCUCUUACUCUAACCCCAGGACUAGGGGAGGCCCAGGCUUCCAUAGGCACUCUCUCCAUCAUGGAAACCUUAUCUCAUCCCCUCCAUUAGAAAGCCCCAGGAGGGGGCGGAGCCAAGAUGGCAGAGUGAAAGCAGUGACUUGCUUGAGCUCUGGUCUUUGCUCUGCCCCCUCCUUCAGCCUUCCUAAGCUCCCAUCCCCCACUUCUCCUUUGCCUCCAGCCCCGCCCCCACAGCAGUCUCUCACUGCCUCUCCUCGUUCUGGCGGGCCAUGCUCCGCCCCCUUACCCUCGGCCCCGCCCCCGAACC